CCAAAUCAUACUGUAUUUGUGGCUCUGUUUUAUGUUCUGCUGUGUGUGCAGGAAGGUUGCAAUUUGAGACUUCACUUUUUACUGAUACAGUAAUAAUGUCUUUAUGUGGAGGACUGUCCAAGCUGAAAGAAGCCACUGCUGAGGUCCAGCAGAUCUGUGAUGAGAUGAAGGUUCACGCAGAGCAAAAAGCAGGAAGAAAAUUUGCUAUCUUUACUGCUAAAUCCUACAAGUCACAGGUGGUAGCUGGGACAAACUAUUUCAUCAAGGUGCAUGUGGGUGGUGAGGAAUUUAUUCACUUGCGUGUCUAUCAGAAGCUGCCUUGUGAUGGAGAAGACCUGGAACUUACUGAACUCCAGUAUCCCAAAGCCCAUCAGGACCCCAUCGAAUACUUCUGAACAAACAAUAUAUUAAGAAAGAAUCAACAUUAAGACUACAGUAACAUUCACAAACAAUAAGUGUGUUUGAAUUUGUAUUACAUUUGAAAUGUUGCAUGGAUAAAUUUGAGCAUCAACGUUUAUUCCUUAAAUAUAAAAUUUUCUGAAGAAAUGAUCUGCUUCUUUAAUUAAUAAAAAUAUAUAUAGCAUA
Molecule: messenger RNA, 585 nt
Organism: Clarias gariepinus (North African catfish)
Lineage: Eukaryota; Metazoa; Chordata; Actinopteri; Siluriformes; Clariidae
Product: cystatin-B-like
Exons: 4
Coding region: 96-395 (99 amino acids)
Cellular component (GO): cytosol
Molecular function (GO): cysteine-type endopeptidase inhibitor activity
Source: RefSeq, a predicted model, not a curated record